GCAUGAAUGGUUAGCUUUUAAUGUAUGGUUUUGAUCCCAGAUAGCUCCCUCUUACUGCUUGUGAAAGCAGAAGAGGUAUUUCUUGAAGUUUUCUCAGUUCAAGAUGAAACCGCAGCCGCUGAGCUAGACAAGAGGAAGUGACUCUCUGGUUUUUACAAGUUGUAUGGAGGCAGUCACACAGUGGCAGAAGUCGCCGACACCUGUUUCACCCUGAAGAGAACGAGUGGCUCCCUGAGUUCAGAUGGCUGCCUGGGAUCUAUGUGUCUCCUUGGAGGAGCUUGGCCCAGAAGCCCCUCCCCUCAGAAUCAGUGUAACCUCUGACCUACAUAUCGGCGGCGUCAUUCUCCGAAUUGUGGAAAAAACUCGGAUCAAUAAAGACUGGUCUGACCACGCCUUGUGGUGGAAGCAGAAGCAGCAGUGGCUCCUGCGGACCUCCUGGACUCUGGAGAAGUAUGAGAUCCACGCGGACGCCAGCCUGAGCCUCACGCCCCAGCACAAGCCUCUGAGACUGGGCAUGCCCAACGGGGCCACGCUGAGGCUCCGGGCCUGCUUCUCCUCUCCCGUCUUCCAGACCGUCAUGGAAAUCGGUCGCCUGCUAAACAUACAGCAGCCUGAGGAGCUGUCCCUGAUGAGGACCAGGGAACAGAAGAAGAAGAAAGUGGAGAAGGAGAAGGAAGGCGAGGGGGAAGAACAUGACAUCACCAGUCUUUCACUCACGGCAGGUCCAGUCCCCACCCUGUCCAACGGGAUGCCUGUGCACUUUGCCGAGUCACCUCAGACCGAGGCUGUGUACAGGGCACUGUCUCUCAGCCAGCCCCUCCCCUCCCCUGAGACUACCAGUAAGAUGGAACGCCUCACCAACCUGGUGGACAAAGCCCAACUUCACAGCAGGUGGCUGGACUCGUCUCGCUCCCUGCUCCAGCAGGGCGUCGAGAAGAACGACAGAGUCCUACUGCGCUUCAAGUACUACUGCUUCCACAGCCUGCAGCCCACGAGAGAGGAGGUGCGUCUGACCCAGCUGUAUGAGCAGGCUCGUUGGGCUGUCCUCCUGGAGGUCAUCGACUGUACAGAGGAGGAGAUGAUGGUUUUCGCUGCCCUCCAGUAUCACAUUGGGAAGGUGUCAGCCUUAGAGCCUGAGAAGAAGUCUUCAUGUCCGUCCCUGGUUGAUCUUGACUCUGCCCUGCAGUGUUUAGAGGUGGACGUGAAGAGCAGCCCAAUGGGCCUGCUGGAAACGAUGGACACAGCUCCAGUCCUGCACGACUACUUAAACAUCUUCAGACCGAAAAGACUAACUCUGAGAGGCUACAAGCAGUUCUGGUUCACUUUCAAGGACACAUCCAUCUCCUACUACAAGAGUAAAGAGGAGAGCCUUAAGGAGCCCAUUCAGCUGAUGAAUCUCAGAGGAUGUGAGGUCAUCCCAGACGUGUGUGUUGCCAGCCAGAGGUUCUGCAUCAAGCUCCUGAUCCCCGGACCCGAGGGCAUGAACGAGGUCUUCCUGCGCUGUGAAAAUGAGCUGCAGUACAGCAAGUGGACGGCGGCCUGUCGUCUGGCUUCCAAGGGGAAGACGUUAGCCGAUGGAUCGUUCCCCAGCGAGGUGCAGAACAUCCGGUCCUUCCUCGCCAUGCAGAGGCCCGCCCCGGGCCCUCGUAUAGCUCAGACGGGGGACGGCAUCUACACACAUGGCCUGGUCUCUCCACGCUACCACAAAAAGUACAAGACCAAACAGUUAACCCCUCGGAUCCUGGAGGCAUAUCAGAAUGUGUCUCAUCUCUCUCUGACCGAUGCUCUGCUCAGGUUUAUCCAGAUCUGGCAAGCGCUGCCUGAUUUUGGGAUCUCGUAUUUCGUGGUAAGGUUUAAAGGAUGCCGUAAAGACGAGGUCCUAGGAGUUGCCAACAACCGUCUGAUACGUAUAGAUCUGAGUUCUGGAAACGUGUUGAAGACCUGGAGGUACAACACCAUGAGGCAGUGGAACGUCAAUUGGGACACACAGCAGGUGGCCAUCGAGUUCAAUGGCAAUGUGAACAUAGCCUUCAGCUGUGUGACGGCAAGCUGCAGGAUUGUGCACGAGUACAUCGGGGGCUACAUCUUCAUGUGUACACGCGGCAAAGAACACACCGGUGCCUUGAACGAAGAACUCUUUUACAAACUGACUGGUGGUCAUGAUGCCCUCUAGAUAUUCCUACAAGGAUGCUCACAAGGAUGCUCACAUUCCACUCAACUCUAAAGUGUUAAUGACAGGUCCAGUGAUACUCAAUAUGCCAUACACCUAUAGGGUUGUCCUGGUUACUAUGAAAUGGGCAGUAAUAUCCACAUGAUGAACUGGUGGGGGGCAGCAUGGGGAGGAAUGGGGCUUGAUGAAUUAACAAUAUGCUCACUACUUUAGAUUAGACUCCACCCCUAAACAGGUUUAUAACUGUCAUGUAUUUUUUACUAGUCUGAAAUAUUGAGUUUGUAAUAUGAUGUGCUAGGUUAACAGAUGUGGUUUGAUAGAGUGGUUAUGAUAGAAUGACCAAAAGGGGUUAAUUCAUAUGAUUGUGUCUCACAUAUGGGCCUUGGCGCUGGCUGUAAACAAUGACAUGUUGUUGCCUAAUACAAAGAAAAACAGACUGUCAGUAACAUUAAGGAGUAUGACCAAGUACCUAAAUAAAUCACAAAUAAACCUAAAUCCAACCUCUA
Messenger RNA from Osmerus eperlanus (European smelt), 2676 nucleotides. Its product is annotated as fermitin family homolog 3-like. Gene Ontology annotation, biological process: platelet aggregation; integrin-mediated signaling pathway; integrin activation. Gene Ontology annotation, cellular component: cell-substrate junction. The coding region runs from base 242 to 2173 and encodes 643 amino acids. Gene Ontology annotation, molecular function: integrin binding. The transcript is spliced from 15 exons. The record is from RefSeq and is a predicted model, not a curated record. Lineage: Eukaryota; Metazoa; Chordata; Actinopteri; Osmeriformes; Osmeridae.